GCUAUCCGCACGCCUGGCAACCGUCCGCACCAAUCAGCCCCGCUCAAAAGAGCAGCACCUCGUCGCCGCCCGCGUCCAACAACAAAAGCUGACGAAGGUCGAUGACGAGCGGACGCAACACCAAUCACGACGGUCUCCUGAGCGCGCCCGUGAUCUUUCAUACCACGUCCCCGCCGCGCUGCAAAACGCGCGCGGCCCGAGGCCUCUCGACGGAGCCCACGAAUGAAGUUUGGGAUGAAACAGUCCAUCACAAUCGCACACACAGGCAAGCAAAUGCUGCGCACGGUAACACGACAGGCGCGACGGCGGUUCGCGGCCCCGGCCACGAAAAAGAAGAAGAAAAAGGGUAAAAAUGAUGAUGACAACCCGCAGGACGGCGCGACGGCCUUCUACCGGGCUAUCUUGGAUGCGCCGCGCAAGACGCGGCCGAAGUUCUCGGAAGAGGAAGCAAAACGGAAUUUUGAAAUCGGCGCGCGAUACAACAAACUGUCGCGGAUCAAGCACUGCGAGUUCGAGGCCGGGCUCCAGCUGAAGCUCGAUCUGCAGCAGUACGCCCUCGCGAGCCUGCCUCCCGACUUACGGAAGCAGGCGAUGAGCUUAGAUGAUGUGCCCCUCCCACCUUUAGAUAGGCGCUUCUGGGCGCUGACGCCGCCGAUCCCGGGCUUCAAGCCCGAGGCGUACCCGGAUGACGACGAGGACUGACCACGACGCCGUCGCCGCGAUGCGCGCCGAUAUUGACUUAACCUUGUGUGAAC
Molecule: messenger RNA, 755 nt
Organism: Pelagomonas calceolata
Lineage: Eukaryota; Pelagophyceae; Pelagomonadales; Pelagomonadaceae
Source: the annotation of a GenBank genome assembly